Zophobas morio is the source of this 1156-nucleotide messenger RNA. Its product is annotated as ester hydrolase C11orf54 homolog. The record is from RefSeq and is a predicted model, not a curated record. Bases 148 to 1104 code for a protein of 318 amino acids. The transcript has 8 exons. Gene Ontology annotation, molecular function: hydrolase activity, acting on ester bonds; zinc ion binding. Lineage: Eukaryota; Metazoa; Arthropoda; Insecta; Coleoptera; Tenebrionidae. Gene Ontology annotation, cellular component: nucleus.
GAAUUUAGAACUUGUGAUAGUAAAAGCGAUAACUGAUAUCUGACCUCUACUUAACACAUGUUAAUUAAUUUUUUACAAGAGUUUAGGUUAAGUUGGUAAAUUGGGCUUCUGACCUUUACUAAACACUGAAUUCAUUGCAGCAGCACCAUGUCUGUAAAUUACGAUACAUUAAACAUUGAAAAAAAACCCCUAGACACCCCACCCCUCGAAGAACUUGCUAAAGUUUUAAACAAAGGGCUUAAAAACAACUUCGAGGAGGUAACAGUGGAAGUGGUUGACUGUCCAGACUUGACGCAGCAACCAUUUACCCUUGCUAAGAAAGGUCUUGGUGGUAAAACAAAAUUAGUUGAAGUUGGGGGAGUUCCCUAUUUACUUCCUCUUGUUCAAAAAGAUAAAGUUUAUGAUUUGAAGAAAAUCGCUCCUCUGAUUGGAGCAGAUCCCGCUUUUAUAAUAGGCGCUGGUGCUGGACCCCAUCCUUAUGCAGGAGUUAAUUGUGAAGGAAUUUUAAACUUGAAUAUUGCCAAAGGGGUAGUUGACCAACAAACAAGAAUUUCUAAAGUUGACCCCAAGAAUGAAGAAGUGCCAAUACAGGAAGUUCUGCCAAAUAGCGAAACAAGGAUUGCGCUAUUAGCCAACCUGUUCUUCAGCCAGGGAGAGCCUGGAAAAGUUUUGAAAGUUCACGCUAAAAAACGCACUGGGGAAAAAGAUUUUAUACAAGCCAUCAGAGAGACUUUGGUCAGCGAAUAUACAGAUAAAGUUGUAGGGCUUGGAGGUGUAUUUUUGCUUAAAGAAGGUAAAGCGAAACAGCACGUCAUGCGAGACUUUUCCAAAACUCCUAUUAACACUGACGAGAAACUGAAUAAUUGGCUGAAAUUCUACAACAUGAGUGCCCCUUUGGUUACUGUAGGCACUCUCAUUAAUAACGACCAUGGUUUGGAUUUGAGAGUUCAACAUUUUCAUAGUUUCAGCCACCACGGUGAGGCUGGCCACUACCAUAUUGAUGUGACCCCGGACACAGUGGAAUACCUGGGAUAUUUCAACACUGGUGAAGAAAUAUAUAGAGUUGACAGACCUGUAGAAACCCACCAGUUUGGCAGGGACUGAUUAAUACUGAUUAUGUUUCAUAAAAUGGGAAAAUAAACGUUUUUAAAAUUAA